AAAAUGGUUGCGAGCACUCGUGUGCAGAAGCUCCUUAGACGGUACAAAGUCGCAAUCGCGGCCGGUUUAACGAUUUUGCUGAUCCAGGGGCUGGUGGUAUGGAGUCUGCGGAGUCUGGAGGAGGGAGAGGCUGAGGAGGAGGGAUUCCUGUCGCAGGGUCCUCGACACUGCCAUCCACCCAGGGGAGCGCCGCUGCCGUCCGACGGGGGACGGAGUAGCCCGACCACCCGGACGCGGGGAACGGCCGCCGUCCGCGAGGCGAGUGGGGACGGGACUCCCCGACCGCCUGGAGCGAGGGAGCCGCUGCCGGGGGCGGAGGAGUGCCCUGCCGUCCCCAGGGAACGCGGAGGGGUCGAGAGAAGACCGCCGUCCGUGGGGGGAGGAGGGAAGCGACUCCCCGACCGCCUGGAGUGGUAGGGCCGCUGCCAGGGGCGGAGGAGAGUCCCCACGGGACGCCGGGAACGUUCUGUCCGCUGGGGGUCGGAGGUCUGACUCCGGUCCGCCUGGGGAGGAGCGGCUGCAGUCCACCUGAGAGGGUGGAGUAGUGAUCGAGGACCACGCGACGGCGCAUCAGAGAACCGCGGAAGCACAGGCGAUCAAAGUUGCCUGACCACAAUGGGCAAGACCAGAAAAUGGACCCUGUGGCCUCCGAGAAGCAAAACACCCUUUCUGGGACAAACCGUGGCCAGUGGAGGCUGCGCCCGGAUCGGAUGGCUGUGACCAGGAUUAUCAGGAGUGAGUCUAGAUGGAGAAUCAAGCCCUCUUUGAAGGACAAGAGUCUUGGCGUGCCAGAUGAUAGAGUCGUAGUGGAAAAAGUUGCCCACUACGAUCCCUCUAGCAGCCGUAACUUCAGUGAGACUCGGGCAGGCGAAAUGGCAAAAAUCCAUCUAGUGGCACCAGGAGAACCAGGCAGCGUUGAGGGUGCUCCUCAAGUUCAGAGUAGUGACUUUGUUCCCAAAUGUGAGAUCUUGGGCAAGGACGCCCUGUCUGCCCUCCACCGUGCAGGUUCACGGCAGUGUAGACAAGAGAUCGCCAACAUCGUAUGCCAGCACCAAGCAGGACAACUCAUGCCACCAUCUCUGCCACAGUUCUGCCUACAGCAUGUAAUCUCCAGUGCUGUCCAGAAUGCAGAUUUCAACACCAGCCUCUCCAAGGUUGAGAACCCGGUUAGGGUGGUAUUUGUGCUGAUGGUUCACGGGCGAGCAGUCCGACAGCUGAAGCGUCUCCUAAAAGCCAUCUAUCACAAAGACCACUUUUACUACAUCCAUGUGGACAAGCGUUCAAACUACAUGCAUCGAGAGGUGCUGCAGAUAGCGGAGCUUUACCCUAACGUGAGAGCCAUGCCCUGGCGCAUGGUCACCAUCUGGGGCGGGGCCAGUCUGCUGAAGGCAUACCUGCGUAGCAUGCACGAUCUGCUCUCAAUGCUGGACUGGAAAUGGGACUUCUUCAUCAACCUCAGCGCUACUGACUUUCCCACCAGGACCAACGAUGAGCUGGUGGCUUUUCUCUCCCAGAACCGUGACAAGAACUUCCUGAAGUCUCAUGGCAGAGAAAACGCAAGGUUCAUUAAGAAGCAGGGUUUGGAUCGCCUGUUCCAUGAAUGUGACAAUCACAUGUGGCGUCUGGGUGAGCGCACCAUCCCUGAGGGGCUGGAGGUGUCUGGAGGCUCAGACUGGUUCUCCCUCACGCGGCGGUUUGUGGAAUAUGUGGUGAACUCUCAGGAUGAGCUGGUGAUGGGGCUCAAGCAGUUUUACACCUACGCUCUUCUGCCUGCUGAGUCUUUCUUUCACACAGUAUUGGGAAACAGCCACAUGUGUGAGACUCUGGUGGACAAUAACCUGCGUGUGACCAACUGGAACAGGAAGCUGGGCUGUAAGUGCCAGUAUAAGCACAUAGUGGACUGGUGUGGCUGUUCACCUAAUGACUUCAAACCCGCAGACCUCAUCAGAAUACAGCAGCUGACGCGACCCACGUUCUUUGCCCGCAAGUUUGAGUCCACUGUGAACCAGGAGGCCAUAGAUAUCCUGGACACUCAUCUGUACGGGCAGUACCCGCCAGGCACAGUGGCACUGAAAGCAUACUGGGAGAGUCUGUUCGAGCAGGCUGACAAAGUCUCGUCACUGAAUGAUGUGGCCCUUACUGCAUACUCGUCAUUCUUUAGACUGGCCCUCCGUAGACAGGAGACCACUCAAAGCAGUAUUGACGCCUGCCGGUUUGAGCCCAUUGGCUACCCCAUCUCUGUGCAUCUGUAUUUUUAUGAUGACCAUUUCCAAGGUUACCUGGUGAGGCAAGAGGUGCAGAAUUUGGUGAGCAGGUCGCGAGAGAUGUUGGAGUUGUGGGCUGUUCCCCAGACAGCACUGCAGCUGGAACACAACCUUCAUGAGUUUGAGAGACUCAAACACCUCGAGGUUGGAACCGAAUGGGACCCAAAGGAGCGAAUCUUCCGUAACUUUGGCGGUGUGAUGGGACCCUUUGAUGAGCCGGUGGCUGUUCAGAAGUGGGCUCGCGGGCCCAACCUUACAGCCACCAUAGUGUGGAUUGACCCAGCACACAUAGUGGCAGCAUCCUAUGACAUCAGCAUAGAUGUGGAGACAGAGUUCACACAAUAUAAGCCGCCCCUGCAGCGCCCCCUCAGGCCGGGAGUUUGGACGGUGUGUGUGCUGCGGCUGUGGGAGCGUGUAGCAGAAGCUCGCUUCCUAGUCAUGCCCCUGACCUUCAAGGGACGAGAGCCACUGCGCACAGAAGACCAUGGGUGGAUACAUGCAGGUCCUCCAGGUAACGUGUACUUGGAGCAAAGCUUCCAGCAGCUCUCCCAUGUGUUAAAGCUGCCGCCCAGCGAGCCCGCCCUGCAGGAGGCGCAUAAGAAGACUUACCUGGUCGGAAAGCCACUGGAGGCCUGGGUGGACAGCUUGGUUGGGACCUUCUGGGUCACAGGACAUAUCUGCUCUGAGCAGACCUCUUCCUGUCCCACCAUUGGACUCUGCAGCAAAACCUCUUGGAGCUCGUUGUCCCCGGACCCCAAAUCAGAACUUGGGCCAGUCAAAAUUGAUGGUCGCAUUAGGUAGCCCAGUAGAGCUUGAACAAUCGGAGGAGAAUGGGGAAAUCCCUGAAGGACAGUUCACAAGAGUGAUGUUUACGUGUUGUGGUCUUUGAGACCAUCCCAUUGCUAGUCUGUUGAGGGCUAAGCAACUAGUUGAGGGUGGAUCUACCUGAGAAACUAUAUACAUUUGCACAAAAAGACUGCCAGACAUUGUAUGAGUCUUGCUUUCAUAAAUCAAUGUUCAACAGUCACUUAAAUACAUUGUUCUGAGUAUUAUUAGCAAAUAGUUUACGGUGUGGGUUAAUGGUACAAAGACCCAAAUCUGAACAAUUAUACACUUUUAGGGGCCAAUCACACAGAACACUUUUUUUGUAUUUGAAAAAGCGAGAUGUAGCGCAACAGAAUAAAACAAAUGCAAGUUUUUUGUAACAUAUAUUUUUAAAAGUUGAACUCUUUUAAAGCUUCAUGCAAAGUCUUAAAAAUGUGGUGCUCAUGGCACAAGAUGCUGAAAAAAAACAAAAAAGCAAAAUGUGCCACUACGUUUAAAGGUAUAUAUCAAGCGUACAUGAAAGGGAACAAAACGCAGGUGUCUCAUAACACGUUAUAACUGUUGAACUUUUGAAACUUCAAGCAAUGUCUUAAAAAUGCAGUGCUCAUGACGCAGGAUAUUUAAAAAAAAAAAAAAGGGAAAAAUAUUUCACAACGGUCAAAGAUGUAGAUCUGGCGUACACGAAAUGGAACAAAACGCAGGUGUUUCGUGGCAUAUUUGUAACAGUUAAGCUGUUUUAAACUUCAAGCAAAGUCUUAAAAAUUUGAUGCUCAUGGCGCAAGAUGCUAAAAAAACAGCUAAACAUGUCACAACGGUCAAAGAUGUCAAUCCGGUGUAGGGGGUCCUCACACUUCUAUGGCAAUAGAUCUGCUUUUCAGAAUAUUAUUAUAAGAUGUACCAAGCUCAAUUUAAAUAUAUAUUGUAAGUAGUUUUGUCACAAUAACAAAAUUUCAGUUGUCGGUACCAAUACCAGUGAAAUUUGGUGAUUCUCGUUACCAGUUUCGAUAUUACACCAAAAUUGAAUAAAACAUUUGAAUUAAGUAAACAUGUAAUUGAAGUUCUCAAGUAAGUAUUUAAGACAAAUAUAAAGUCAAUAGUACAAUAAGAAUAAAGAAGCAAAUAACAAGCAAUAGAACAAAGAAAAACAAUAGGACAAAUAUACAAAUUAAUGUCACAUCCACACUAAUCUGUUUUCUUUUGAAAACGCAGUUUUCCGUUUCCUAAUCUCAUCGUUUUCCAAUUUAUGCGGUAAUGUUGGAGGAAAACACCAGUGUGGAGAAGCCUUAACAUAGCAUGUUGGGUAAGUUACUCAAACUUACUACAAAUUGAUAAUUACUUGAGUAAAAUUGUAAUCAGAUUUCUUUACUGAUUACUUCCUGGAAAAAGUAAUCGGUACUCUCCAAAACACUUUUCACAGAAAUGUUUGUUUUUCAGCUCAACAAAUUCAAAAUACUGUCUAUAUUUCAUCUUUUUUCAUUGUCAUUCAUUCACCUUUUAGCUGUCACAAAAAGACUAACAGACAUAAUACAUAAAUAUUACUUCAGAAACACUGUUUGUUUAACCCAAUUAAUGUACUAAAAAAAGUAAUUACCUUAAUUGAAAGUCAGUUGCUGUAAUCUGAUUACAAGAAUUUUAAAUGUAAUGUAUUACACUACUUUUGACUUAAAAGUAUUUAAAUUACACCCAACACUGAUCACGAUCAACGUAUAGUAGUACCCCGAUCUAGCUCAUGGUUACAUAGUAAGUAAAAUAACAGCGCAGAUGGGUGCAAGAAUGUGUCCUGUGUGAACGGCCCUUUUAUUCUUUGUUAAAAGAAAAUCAAACUGUGCACAUUAUUUUCCUCUGUAAAACAGUAGCCAAAAUUCUUAUUUGAAGCUCACUGGAGUCCUCUGGCUUGAUCACUAUAUGCUUAUUUUGAAGCAUUGAUAUUAAACCGUCAGAAGCAGAUUGAAGAAGUGCACUUUACUGUAAAACAAUGCUCCUCCCUGAUUGGCUUAAUCUCAGAGGAGGAGGCAGAGCCGAUACCUUUUCCAUUGCAUGGAAUCAUUGUGUAUAGUGACAAAACAAGCUAAACUUCUCAUGAACGGAAGCCGUUCAUCGAGAGACUGACGCGAAUCAGUUUUGUGAUACUGUAACUAUUUGUCGUCACGUUGAAUGUCCUUUGAGUUGAAAUACAUCUCAUCAAGGACAUGUUAUUUGUCCAUUACUGCACAGUUCACUUCACAAAGAUCGCAUUGUACAAAGACGAAGACUGCCUGAAUUGACCCUGCUGAAGAUCAUUAUGUGACCUACCGCCCACACAAAUAUUUAAAUGCUGUGUUGUAGUAUUUCACACUUAAGUUUUUUUGGUUCUCAACUCUCGAGUAGUUUUCCUUUGUUUCUUGGCAUAAUUUGUGUAAAAGAUCACAACAUUAGGAGACUCAAGUUACACCAUUAUUUGGUCAAACCACUAGCUGCUGUUUUUGUUUAUAGGGAUAAAUCACCCCCAAAAAAUGACUGAGGGACUGGAAAGCUCCAAAAAGGACACUGCGUUUUCAUCCUAUAGGAAAAAAAAUCAGCUCUGACAUUCAGUGUUCCACGGAAUAAAGAAAGUCAUAAGUAUUUGGAAACUGAAUGAGGAUGAGAAAAUAAUGGACUAACUUUUUGGUGAACUAUGGUUUGUCCUGUAGAUAAUUGCAGGAUUGAUAAGAAUGGGUCCAUCUUCAUUUAAACAUGUCAUAACCUGGUUGCCACUUUUUAGCCACCACAUUUUAGGAUUGUUUUCGCUCUUUAUUUGGUGAGAAUGAUGUCUUAAGUAUUCAAAGGAAUUGUUUCAGGUAUUGAUUUACUCGUAACACUUUAAAAUAUGGUUGUAUUUGUUUUUGAUAAAAGAAUAUUUUACACAAUUUAAAUUCUCAUUUACUCACCCUCAUGCCAUCCCUAGUUUGUAUUACUUUCUAUUGCAAAACACAAAUGAAGAUUUUUAGAAGAAAAUUUCAGCUCUGUAGGUCCAUACAAUGCAAGUGAAUGGGUGCCAAAAUUUUCAAGCUUAAAAAAAACACAUAAAGACUACAUAAAAGUAAUCCAUACAACUCCAGUGGUUUGUUUAAUGUUUUGGGGUGAGAACAGACCAGAGUGUAACUCCUUUUUUCUCUAUAAACCAUGACAGCAGUCUCCUUGGCGAUUAUUAUUUCAAGCUCGAUUAUACUUCCUAUACUGCCAUCUAGAGCUCUGCACAUGCGUCAAGCACUAGGAAGUGUAAUCGAGUUUGAAAUCAUGAUUGUGCCUCAAGACUGCAAUGGCAAGAUGUAUAGAGAAAAAGGAGUUAUAUUUUGGUCUGUUCUCAUCCGAAACUGAUUGGAUCGCUUCAAAUGACAUUGAUUAAACCACUGGAAUCGUAUGGAUUAAAAAUGCUUUUUGGAGCUUCAGUGUUUUGGUCACCAUUCACUUGCAUUGUAUGGAUCUACAGAGCUGAGAAUAUUCUUCUAAAAAUCUUCAUUUGUGUUCAGCAGAAGAAAGAAAGUCAUACAUAUCUGGGAUGACAUGAAGGUGAGUAAAUGAUGAAAGAAUUUUCAUUUUUGGGUGAACUAUUUGUUUAACAUUACUUAACAUGAAUUAACAAUAAACAAAACUGUUCAGCUCUUAUUAAUCUUGGUUAAUGUUAAUUUCAACAUAUACUAAUACUUGACAUUUUUAAAUUAAAAGUUAUACAUUUUAUUUAAUGCAUUAUGAACUAACAUGAACGAAAAAUUAACUAUUAAUAAAUGCCGUUAAAAAUAUUCAUUGUUCAUGAUGCCUCAUGCAUGCAGUGAUCAGAAUCUUAUUCUAAAGUGUUGCAGAACAGAAAAUACUGAAUCAUUUCUUCUUGUAGGUUAUAAGUGUCCUUUUUCUCUUCAUAUAUGUGCUUCAACAAUGCUUAUAAAUGAUGAUAUAAAGAAUGAAUGAAUGAAUUAUAUUUUUCUAUUUGUCAUAUUUUAAACUGUCAUUUUGAACUUGAGAAUGCUGCUUCAGCUUUUAUUUUGAUGCCUCGUUCUUCAUCAUCACACACACCUGGUCACUAAAGGUCUGUGAGGGACAUAAAAUCCAACUCUUGAAGUUCGGGUCACAGAACCAGGCAGAAAUGGGCAGAAAAAGAUGUCACAUGAUGCAUAAUAAAGACAUGAAAUCUCA
Messenger RNA from Myxocyprinus asiaticus (Chinese sucker), 7238 nucleotides. RefSeq names its product xylosyltransferase 2-like. Gene Ontology annotation, cellular component: membrane. Gene Ontology annotation, molecular function: protein xylosyltransferase activity. Gene Ontology annotation, biological process: heparan sulfate proteoglycan biosynthetic process; chondroitin sulfate proteoglycan biosynthetic process. The coding region runs from base 633 to 3065 and encodes 810 amino acids. NCBI's taxonomy places the organism in Eukaryota, Metazoa, Chordata, Actinopteri, Cypriniformes, Catostomidae. The record is from RefSeq and is a predicted model, not a curated record. The transcript is spliced from 12 exons.